Paramecium sonneborni is the source of this 135-nucleotide messenger RNA. The record is from the annotation of a GenBank genome assembly. NCBI's taxonomy places the organism in Eukaryota, Ciliophora, Oligohymenophorea, Peniculida, Parameciidae.
AUGAGAUGGAUUUGCUAAACUAAAUUUUGUAUUUUAAAGGUAUGAUAUUUUAGAACUAUGUAGGGAGUAUGGAAUUCAGUUGUCUUAAUGGAAAGAAAUUAAAAUUUAGGAUUUUAACAAGUCUUUACAAUCUGA